Saccostrea cuccullata (small rock oyster) is the source of this 3918-nucleotide messenger RNA. RefSeq lists its product as uncharacterized. Lineage: Eukaryota; Metazoa; Mollusca; Bivalvia; Ostreida; Ostreidae. The record is from RefSeq and is a predicted model, not a curated record. The coding region runs from base 99 to 3914 and encodes 1271 amino acids. The transcript is spliced from 4 exons.
UAUAAUUUUCCUCAUCUUAAAAACGUUUGUCAUAUCCGGAUUGUGAAGUAUAAAGUGGGAGACAACUAGAUACAGUCUCACGCUUCGGCAAUAAAGGCAUGGAAGAUCUGCAACAAAUCUGUAGCACUGGCGAUGCUUCAAGCCGUAAUGCAGGACAAAAGGUGAAUGGAAGGAUAAUAGGAUUGGUGACAGCCGUUGUCUUGGUUGUUGUACUUGUUCUUGCUAUUUCUAUUCCGCUAACCCUGAGAAAGAACCAGGCAUCUAACAACCCCACAUCAUGUCCUGCUGGGUACUCAGGUCAAUUUUGCGAUGUGCCGGUUUGUAUGAGCAUGUGCCAUCAUGGAGAUUGCGUGCUCCCAAACACCUGCAACUGCAAUUCUGGUUGGACAGGCCGUGCGUGCGACCAGGCAAUGUGCGAAAUGUCCUGCAGUCCGCAUGGAAACUGCACAGCUCCUGAUACAUGUAGAUGUGAGAAUGGUUGGCAAGGAAUGACAUGCGAGAUGCCCUUCGCACCCGGAUUUAAUCCCACCAUGAGAUAUAUCUACAAUAUAUCUAUAUCCCAUACAAUGGAAAGUGAUACCAUGAUGAAUACUGAUUCCUACACUAAUGGCGUAGAUGUUCAACAAUUCCUUUCCAAUGUAAACAUAACAUUUUCCGUUUCUGCUGUCCAAAGAAAGACAAAUCACUCGAUUGGGAUGCUUCGGAUUUUGAAUGCAGUUUGUCACUCCGACUUUGGAAAACAAAUAACAGAUUUAAAAAAUGCUACCUGCGACCAAGACUUAAAGAAUUUAUUACGCAUUGAAAUUAUGUUUUCUCAAGAUAUGACGACUGGAAAAAUUAUGAAUAUUUACUACAAUUCUUCUACCGAAGCCCAGGCAAACUUUAUAGCACGUUUACUUCGCUUUAUUGACUGUAAAACAGCGCCAUCAAACGAGGACAGGAUCGAAGAGACAUCAACUAAUGACGGAGAACAAACUUAUUUGCUUCGCCAUCGACUAAAACCUGAAAAUGGCAUGGAUUGCUUUAAUUUUAAAAGAGAAGUAAAAAAUGAAGAGAAUAUGAUUACCGAUCGCGAGGAGAAGAAAAUAUGUAUGGGAGAGACUGGGGCUCCUCAAAUUAUCACCAUGUCAGAGUUUUUUGAGAUCGGUAAAAAUAUGAAUGUUAACGACUCUAUAAACGGAGAUGAAUCGAAUUUAUCGCCUUUGCCCUCUUUUAAAGGGCGGGUCUUUGCAACUGGAUCUCUUGUCUCCAUGAAGAAAAUGACUGAAGCUGAAUUAGAAGAUGAACUAGAAAAUGUACAGAUGGCCUUAGCAUUUAAAAAUAUCCAGUCUUCUCCCAUCGACGAGUUCGCGUUCAGGAGGAUUUCCACGGAGGAGGAAUACAAACACAGCAAUGCUCCUCAUGAUAUUGGUCACCUUCUUCGUCACCCAUUCCGAAAUCUUCGUCUAUCACUUGGUCUUGAUUUGGUAAGGAAAAGCCAAUCUACCAUUUCCAUCAUUGGAAAGAUGAUUUUCUCUCAAAGUGUCGCAGACAGAGAUUCUAGGUCACUUCUCAUAGCGAUUCUUGGGUCAUCGCAAACCUUAUCGGGACAGAAAAUCCUGAUGCAACUUUUAGAUGCCGAGGAGAAAGUGAAUGGUGACCAUUACCUUGCCUUGGGUUCCGUGGCUCAAAUGUUAAAGCCCUCCGAAGAUAUGGUUUCGCUAUUGCGUAAACUUUUAAGUAACACCCUGGAUGAGGAUGUUAAAACUAGGGCUGUUUUAGUUCUUGGAGUACUGGGAAGUAGGGGAUUGGAUCAUAAAGUUGUUCCUAUCUUGACUGAAACAUUGUUCAAGAAUAAUGUCCCUCACGAUGAAAUUUGUUUAUUGAUUUCAGCUUUAGGGAAUACUCACUCAGAAAAAGCUUUAAAGCCUUUGUCAAAAGUUUUAGAGAACAUGGAGACAUUUUAUAAAAUUCUUUGUUUAAGAGCUCUGAAAAAUAUUCCUGGUCAAAAAAGUUACAAGCUUGUUUUACACGCCCUUUUGAAUACAAGAAAUAAGACGGUAGCUCUUCAAUGUUUAAAGACGCUUAAAUAUAAAGGAAAUUGGAUCAACAAGAAUGACUCAAAUUCCAUUCUACAGCUAGCUCACAACACGAAAGAUGUAGGAAUAAUUUUUGCUAUUAAACACAUGUUUCAUCAGCUACAUGAACAUGCUAUUUGUACAGAGAAACAAAAGGAGGAUUUUCACUCCAAAUCAUUGAUAAUAAACGAAAUUAUUGUCAAACUUCAGAACCUGGAAGUACAACUUUUUGAGUUAAAACGAGAGUCUCAGAAUUUUGGUGUGUACUUUAAUAUGUCGGUGGAUUCUCAAAUACGUGGUUCUGAGUAUGAUUUCAAUGCCAAUUCAAACCUUGGCAUAAAGGUGUUUGGUAAACGUAUAAAUGUUUUGGAGGCAGGAUCUGCUAACUCGCUGCUUGACUCUGGUAUGUUUAUGUCUUCAGUUUUUAUGACUUUGAAUUUAUUUGGACGAGAGUACGACUUAUUCAUGAAAUCUUGGAGAUUUGAGCUAAAUUUGGGUAUCGUAGAAGGAGAUCCAUGCAAGGCGAAUAAUGGUGUUAUCAGGCACACCCUGUCUGAGCACUUUCAAUUUGGAAACUUUACUUUUACGUAUGGUAUAUUUGGAAUAGCCACAGUCAAUUUAAAGGUGGGAAUCAGUGCUCCUGUUUCUUUUGGAUAUGGAUUCAGUAUUGUUGGAAAUGAUGGUGACAUGGUACCACAGCAAGUGAAUGUUGUUGCAAAGCCUGAAGCAAACCUGACCACAAGUGUUGCUGCCUCUGUCGGUGGCACUUUAGCGCGAGUUGGGGUAAGAGGAGACAUUGCUGUUCUGACUGGAAGUGUGCAAACUAACGUUGCUUUGAAUUUACAAAAUCGAAACUUCUGUCAUUUUGUAGAUGUCAAUGGGCACGUAUUACAAGGUUCUCUGUACAUUUUCGGGCAAGUAGGUUUCUCUUUUUUUAAAAGAAAAUUUGAAAGGAAACUUUUUGAUUGGACUGGAGUUAAUAUAUCAAGAACUGUAACGGAAUCCUUCUGUUGCUCAAAGGUUUUUCAUUCUACCAAAGAAACACCCAUUCGGAGAUGUAGCAUGCUGUACCCUGUUCUUUCAAAUACUAGUGGAGUAUCUUGCAACAGAAAAAUGUCUGAGAGUUUAUCAGUGCUCACUUCAGUAAGAACGUGUUUAAAUUCAGUAAACAGUAGUGGUUGCCCGACAGGCCUGACACAAGCUUUAACAAAUGAAGGCAUUCAUAUUUUUGGCCUUAAGUCUUUAAACCAAUUAAAGAAAAGUUACGUUUUAACCACUAAACAUAUAAUGCCAAUAUUAAUUACUAAUACUGGUGAUUAUUACGGUUUAGAUAGAUCAGGUAAUGUUGUCCAAGUAAAUGAGUAUGACAAUGUUACAAAGGUUAAGUUGUCUCUCAUAAACCUGUUAGCUAGUUUGGUUUACAGUCCAGAAAUAAAACAAGUUUAUGGAAGUUUGAUAAAGAAACAAAGUCUAUCACAACAGCCACCAACAUUGUCUGUAGUAAAAUCCACUUCUAAAGUACUCGAUCUCAGACCCUAUUGUUACAAAAUGAUGGCGAUUUGUGAGAACAUAAAAAUGGGGAAAAUGUAUCAUGGUGACAGGAUGACAUUUACAGAAAAUAAAGAAAUCAAAUCAUUCAACGACAAGGAGGCAUGCUCUGCGUACAUCAAGUCUAACGGAAUCAGAUAUCCGUUCUAUUGUGAAGCCUACCCGUUCUCGUUUACAUUACAGGGAGGUAAAGGGGCCACUGUAAUGUCCGUCAACGUAAUGGAAAGGGAUGUCAAAAUGGAGGCAUUCCAUGCUUUUAUUAGAAGUUCCGGGCUGAAAGGGGGUGAUUCUUUUGUUGUUAUUGUAUAAUAUU